AUGUCCGACACGACGGCAGUGAUCGUGCAACCGGGAGUGGCUCUCCCGGAACCGUUUGACUUUAACAAACCUCAAAACUGGGAUACAUAUAAAUCCCGAUUUAACCGCUAUUGCAUUGUGGCGGGUGUGACAAGUGCAGAGCAACAGGUAAAUUCGUUGUUAUACGCGAUGGGACCGAGGGCGGAAACCAUUUUCACUUCAUUUAAUUUAAAUGAAACCGACGCUAAAGACAUUAUUAAAGUAAAAGAGAAGUUCGACGGCUUCUUUAACGGAAGGAAGAAUAUUAUUUACAAACGUGCGAGAUUCAAUAUGCGCGUGCAAUCUCCGGGGGAGAGCAUGGAGGAUUUUAUUACAGACUUGUGCAAGUUAGCAGAUUCGUGCGAGUACGAGAAUUUCCGUGAACAAUUAAUUCGCGACCGGAUCGUAGUGGGCGUGGCCGAUCGACGCCUCUCAGAGAGAUUGCAGCUUCUCGAUGGUUUGGACUACAAAAGAGCCGUGGAAGUAGCUAGAAGCUAUGAGACGGUACAAAAACAGAACCAAUUGUUACGAUCGGAUGUUGCGGGAACCGGAACGGCGGUAAACCGUGUGCAAAACAAAACCAAAGCUCGUAAAGGAAGGAAUUAUUCCACGCCAUGGAAGUGCUAUGGCUGCGGAAGUGAGAAGAAGCAUGCAAAAGAGGAAUGCCCCGCGCGUAGUUCGAAAUGCAAUAAAUGUGCUAAAGAAGGCCAUUGGGCGAAAGUGUGCAAAUCCGGAACGGCAGAUGGCAGGUCUGAGAAGAAUAAACCCAAGACUGCCAUACAGCAAGUAGAAGAUGACUCUAGUACAGACCCGUUCUUUGUGGCGACGGUGAGCCAAUCGCAGGUUCCAUCGGACGAGCCGUGGCAAGCUAAAGUGACGGUAGAUGGCGUUACAAUUUGUUUUCAACUGGACCCCGGUGCCGAUGUGACUCUAAUUACCGACAGUACGUACGAAGAAAAUAGACAAACUUUUGGUAAAUUACACACCGCGGAUCGUAACCUAGAAAGUGUUUCCCGCGAUUCGUUGAAGUGUAUCGGCAUGUUCACUACCAGACUUAGUUACGGAGAUCGGGCGUUGAAUGCCAACGUGUUUGUCGUAAAAGGACUACGGCAAAAUUUGCUAGGACGAGGUGAAUGUGUCGGACUAAAUUUAGUGAUGCGGUGCUCACAAGUUUCUGCACAGAGCACUGUAAGACUUUUUACAGAGUUCCCCGGUUUGUUUAAUCGCCUAGGUCUUUUGAAAACGUCGUACAGUAUUAAACUUCGUAAAGACGCGAAACCAUUCUGUUUAUCUCAACCGCGUCGGGUGCCAUUAGUAUUAAUGACAAAGUUAAAGGCGAAACUCGAAGAAAUGUUGCAGAUGGGUGUCAUUGAGAAAGUAGAUGAGCCAACUGACUGGUGCAGCGGUAUUGUUCUAGUGAAAAAACAAAAUACAGAUGACAUUCGUUUUUGUGUGGACUUAACCAAACUGAAUCAGGCGGUGGAACGUGAGAAUCAUCCGAUGCCUACCGUGGAACAUACGUUGGGCCAGCUGAAUGGGGUCAAAUAUAUUACGAAACUUGACUGUGUGUCAGGAUUUUGGCAGGUGCCGUUAAGUGAGGAUUCCAAGAAGCUAACUACGUUUAUUACCCCAUUCGGGAGAUUUUGUUUUUGCAGACUUCCUUUCGGAAUUUUGUCCGCUCCGGAGUGCUUUCAAAAGCGAGCUUCACAGAUUCUGGAGGGCCUAGAGGGAGUCGCUAACCUCAUAGACGAUAUAAUAGUGUGGGGGAAAACCAUACAAGAGCAUGACGCCAGGCUUCGCGCGGUAUUGCAGCGGUGGGAUGCGUCCCCGUCCCGCGAAUAA
This is a messenger RNA of Temnothorax curvispinosus, 1860 nucleotides long. RefSeq lists its product as uncharacterized. NCBI's taxonomy places the organism in Eukaryota, Metazoa, Arthropoda, Insecta, Hymenoptera, Formicidae. The record is from RefSeq and is a predicted model, not a curated record. The transcript has a single exon. The coding region runs from base 1 to 1860 and encodes 619 amino acids. Gene Ontology annotation, molecular function: nucleic acid binding; zinc ion binding.